Lecanosticta acicola is the source of this 1622-nucleotide messenger RNA. Lineage: Eukaryota; Fungi; Ascomycota; Dothideomycetes; Mycosphaerellales; Mycosphaerellaceae. The record is from the annotation of a GenBank genome assembly.
AUGAUUAUCGCUGGUAUCGAGUUGAUCACUCUCCAUCAGCUUUGCCUGCUCCUCGUCGUUCUUCCUCUUGCCUCUAUCACCAUUACCUACCUUUCAUCAUGGUUGCAAAGCGGGAGCCGAAAGGCAGACUCCAAGAAUGAGCCACCCCUACUUCCAUACUGGCUGCCGUAUCUCCAACAUUUGCCAUACUUUCUCUGGAAUCCGGGCGCUCUGUACCUCGCUGGGAAGAAGCAGUACCCAGAGACUCCAUUCACUCUGGUCUUGGCGGGAACCAAAUUCCAUGUCUUCAACUCCCCCGAUACUGUCAAUCAUGUCUUCAGCCGAUCCAGAAAGUUCUCCUUUGAGCCCGUUAUGGCUAGUAUGAUGGAAAAUGGUGUCAAUCUUCCCAUUCCCGAUCGGCCAAAGUUCCUCUCUUCGGGCUCUCUGCCAGGACAACCCAAAUUCGUAAACGAGAAUCACAACAUUUGGGUACAGAAUCUGUCCGGGAAGCGUCUGGAAGAUAUCAUGACGAUCUAUAUGAAGCAUUUUCGACAGGUACUGGCUGGACAGAUCGAUCUGCACUCGUCUGACUGGAUCCGAGUCAAUUUGUACGACUUUGUUCGAAGAGUAAUCUUUGAAACUUCGGCCUUGACUUUUUUCGGACCGCGUCUGAAGCAGAUAUGGCCGACUAUGUGGAAUGACUGGCGACGAUAUGAUGAUGCAACGUAUGUUGGCGUGCGGACCAAUUGGGCAUACUAUCUGCAACCCGGGGCGUAUUCUGCUAGGGAGAAGAUGUUUGACGCUUUUGAGAGGUGGAUCACUGCGGCUGGCGAGCAGGAUUGGGAUGAAGCGGACGGAGCGUGGAGUGAAAGCUGGGGCUUUAAGAUGAACUGGGAGCGGGAUAAGCUGGCCAGAGAGAACGGUUUUACUUUUCGUGGCAGGGCUUGCUUACAGGCGAGCUUCCUAUUUGUGUAAGUUCAAGUCACCUCUGUGGUGGAGAGGGGUUCGCUGAUCACGUUAGAAUUGUUACCAAUGCUGCGCCAAUGGCAAGCUGGUUUGCGUGGUGUGCAGCUGGAACACCAGAGCGGUUGGCUCUGUAUCGAUCCGCUACUCAGCGUGUCGCUGUAUCCUCCAAUGGAGACAGCGGAGUGCUGUCUUCAGAUCUAGAUCUGACGUCGCUCAAACAGGAUCCCUAUAUCCACGGUCUCUGGCUCGAAGCUUUGCGUCUGGGAACUGCCAGUGCUGCAGCCCGUGUCGUGAUGGAAGAAGACAUGGAACUCGAGGGCUUUCUAGUACGCAAGGGCAGUGUCGUACUGUUGCCAGUCCAGCUAAUGCACUCCGACGAGGAAGUCUUCCCGGACUCGAGCGAAAACCAACCUGAGAGGUGGAUGAUUACUGACGCGGACCAGCUGAAGCGUAUGAACAACACGAUGCGACCUUUCGGUGGAGGGAAAUCGCUGUGCUCCGGCAGAUUCGUUGCUGAACAUGAGAUCAUCGGCGUGGUGACGAGUCUGCUGUUACUCUUUGAUAUCAGAUUCGAGCCAGGGUCAGAUACGUGGGAGUUCAACCCGAGAAGUAUCGGCGUGAUGGGGCCGAGGAAAGAUCCUAUUGUGUAUCUGCGGCGGAAACCGUUCUCGUCAUAA